Molecule: messenger RNA, 2011 nt
Organism: Chiloscyllium plagiosum (whitespotted bambooshark)
Lineage: Eukaryota; Metazoa; Chordata; Chondrichthyes; Orectolobiformes; Hemiscylliidae
Gene: ptges2
Product: prostaglandin E synthase 2
Cellular component (GO): mitochondrion
Molecular function (GO): prostaglandin-E synthase activity
Source: RefSeq, a predicted model, not a curated record
AUGGCAGCCUCCUAUAUCAGAGCAAGGAGAGUUUGUGGCCGGUUUGUGGUUUGCAGUAAGGCUUGCAAUGGACAAGCCCUCGCACUGCAUCCUGGCAGCAGGUUCUACUGGCUAGGCAGACAUCUGCAGGAGAAGUCACCAGAAAGUCUGAAAGUUGGCAAAACUGCUCUGAGUGUUGCAUUUGUGCUGGGUGGAACCUUAGGGUUAUACCACACUAUCAGGCACUACCUGCAGCAAGAGCAGCACCGUGCCGAGCAGCAGGACACGAAGCAGACUCCCAGUGCUGGCCUGUCACUCACGCUGUACCAGUAUAAGACCUGUCCGUUCUGCAGCAAAGUUCGCGCGUUCCUUGAUUUCCACUCGCUGCCUUAUGAAAUUGUAGAAGUCAACCCAGUCCUGCGGAAGGAGAUCAAGUUUUCCAACUACCGAAAAGUUCCGAUUCUGAUCGGGGAUGAUGGAGAGAAAGUGCAAAUCAAUGAUUCCUCAGUUAUCAUCAGUGCUAUAAAGACAUAUUUACUGUCAAGGCACAGAAACCUAACUCAGGUGAUAUCGUACUAUCCAGAGAUGAAAUCCAAAAACGAGAACGGGAAGGAGGUGGUUGAAUACAACAACAAGUAUUGGGUGAUGCUGGAGGACCAAGAUGAAAAUCAAUUCUACCCUACCAAGGAGGCCAGGAAGGAGGAAAUGAAAUGGCGUAAGUGGGUAGAUGACUGGCUGGUUCAUCUCAUUUCACCCAAUGUCUACCGAACACCUGGAGAAGCCUUGGAGUCUUUUGACUACAUUGUGCGGGAGGGGAAAUUUGGAACUUUGGAAGGAUUUUUUGCAAAGUAUUUUGGAGCAGCAGCCAUGUUCUUUGUCAGCAAGAGACUUAAAUCUAGACAUAAUCUUCACGAUGAUGUCCGGCAGGAUCUGUACAAGGCGGUCGAUCAGUGGAUGGCUGCCAUUGGCAAGCACAGGCCAUUUAUGGGUGGAGAGUUGCCCAACCUUGCUGACCUGGCAGUCUAUGGUGUACUUAGAGUAAUGGAAGGUUUGAAGGCAUUUGAUGACAUGAUGGCAAAUACCAAGGUCAAGACAUGGUAUAAAAGAAUGGAGGAAAACAUCCAGAAAGGACAAAUGGUUAAGCAAUAAAUCGCUGCAGUAACCACUGAGAAAAUCAUGAAAUUCCAGUUGCAUUUUACUGCUGUUAACAGUUCAGUAGAAUGAUAGGAUCUGAUGAUAACGAGAGUACUGUAAGAUGUGUGGACAAAAGAAACUGCUUUAAGAACUGCAACCACAUAAACUCAUCCUCAGUUAUUCAAUGAUAUGCUUUCACUGCAACAAAAAGAUUUAGUGCAGUGUUACAUUUAGUCUUUAAAUGUUGCUUGAAUCCAGAAUUGGGGAUUGGCCUGAUACCAGAGUAGGAAUUGGUGAAUGGAAUCUUAUUCUGUUUUGCUUUAAACUCCAGUUUCAGUAUCUUAGUGGAUGCAUGCAUAUAGGGUUUCACAUUGAUGACAGGACAAAACUACUUGGCAUCAAUGCUGCAAAGUAUAAAUGAAACUGAAAAGGCACUUGAAACGAAGACCUGUAGAAAUAAUAAAGCAAUAGCUUUAAAAAAAACAAGUUUAUCAAUUAAGCAGUGCAGUGUCUGUGAGAAUUAAGUAAAAAGCAUAGUUAAAAACUAGAUACCUCAAAUAAAUACAGGACCUACUGGGCAUACACAGCAACUUCCAAGGAGAUAACUGACAUUAUUAAUGAUUCAGGUAAAAACCAUAAAAUAUGAGCAGCAUUGAAAUAGGAGCAAAACAAGAAGGAAGCAUAUAAACAUGAAUAAUACAAUAUCCAUUUUUUUCCUUCCCUUUUAUGAUUUGAUUUAAAUGAUGUUUGUUUUACAGUUCUAAUGAAAGGUUACAUCUAAAACAAUAAUUUACGAGGAGAGCUGUCUGUGUUCCUGGCCAGCAUUUAUUCCUUAGACAGGGGCUCAGUGGUUCGCACUGUUGCCUCACAGCGCCACGGACCUGGGUUCAAUUCCAGC